This is a messenger RNA of Necator americanus (New World hookworm), 954 nucleotides long. RefSeq lists its product as uncharacterized. Gene Ontology annotation, molecular function: structural constituent of cuticle. The transcript has 2 exons. The record is from RefSeq and is a predicted model, not a curated record. The coding region runs from base 1 to 954 and encodes 317 amino acids. Lineage: Eukaryota; Metazoa; Nematoda; Chromadorea; Rhabditida; Ancylostomatidae.
AUGGCUACUGGUUUGAUUGGAUUUGCGACCGCUACUAGCGUCGCGCUCAUCUUCAUUUCUGUUGCAUCUCUGGGAUAUGUUGUCCACGAUAUGAACAACUUCUACGAUAUUUCUAUGGAGAAACUGGAAGAAUUCAAGGACUUUGCUGAUGAAACAUGGACAAAAAUGAUUGACAUCAACUCGCCAGCCAGGAUACCCCGAGAGAUAUUGGUCGCCGCCUCUUCUCGCUUCCCAACUGAAGACUCCCCUCCUAUAGCACCGUUUCCUCCGGCAGCGCUUCCUCAUAAAGGCAACUGCAACUGUGGAGCCCAGCCCAACACGUGUCCUUCAGGACCGCCAGGGCCUCCUGGACAGCCUGGUGAAGCUGGUAUAAGUGGCGAGCAUGGACAGGAUGGUUUACCCGGCACUGACUACAUCGGCUACUCCAAAAAAGGCAACUACAAGAAAGAAUGCAUACCGUGCCCUCAUGGGCCUGCAGGACCGCCAGGACCCGAUGGACCUUCCGGUCUGACCGGUCUCGAAGGACGACCCGGCAUUCCAGGUCAAGGCGGAAAACACGGCCAACCAGGCUCACAGGGACCGCCCGGAAACGGAGGCCAACCUGGUCAGUCAGGAACGUCCGGACAUCCCGGCCAGCCCGGCCUGAAUGGCAGAAGAGGACGGGGUAAGCCUGGAGCUCCAGGACAUCAAGGACCUCAAGGACAAACUGGUAAUAACGGACCAAAUGGAGCGGCUGGUAAUCCUGGUGCACACGGACAACAAGGGCACCCGGGAGCAGCUGGGAAAUCUGGGGCGCCCGGCGAGAAUGGUACUACUGGUAACCCAGGAGGUCCGGGAGUUCCAGGAGGUGAUGCAUCAUACUGUCCUUGCCCGCAGAGAGGAGGACAAUAUCCUGUUGAGGCUUCAGUAGCAAGGACCGUCGAACAAAGCUACAGACAUAGAGUAUUUAAUUAA